AUCUUCUGCCCACGAAGUAUAUACCAACAAUGUGGUUCUUCAGAGAGCAUAACAGAAUUGCACGACGGUUGGCAAAGAUAAACCCUUGCUGGGAUGACGAAACACUUUUCCAGAAAGCAAGGCAGAUCAGUAUAGCGCAGUGGCAAUAUAUCAUCUACUAUGAACUUAUGCCAGAGAUACUUGGUAAAAAAACUCAAUUAUAUCUGCAUGCAAUUCAAUAUUUAAAACAAGUCCCACAAUCAAUAAAGCGACAAUUUGAGAUUCCAGGUCGGCAAUAUUCAUUAGAAAAAGGUAUAAUAUACCAAACUGACGGCUACGUUAAUGACUUUGAUCCUCAACAAGAGCCAGGAGUGAUACGGGAGUACAUUGUCGGCACCCGGUGGUUCCAUACGUUCCAACCUGAAAAAAUGGAUUAUUAUCACAAUGGCGAGUACCGGGGGUCAGUAGCAAUAGCUGACUUUCUAUUAAGGAGUUCGCUCCUGGCUGACAACUCUACUGAGCUUGAGCUGACAGAGGGACACUUAAUUCAACCAGCUAAUGAGUUUGAUCAGAUCAUAACUAAUGAUAUGGCGGAACGUGUAUUUGGCCCAUGGCAAGUAGCUGCAGACUUGAGCGCGAUUGACAUAAUGCGAGGCCGCGACGCCGGUUUUCCACCAUACAACGAGUAUCGAAAGUUUUGUGGACUGAAGCCCGCCAAGAAGUGGGAGGACCUCUACGAUACCAUUAAUAAAGAUGUAAGUGUUUGUUGUAAUACAGGGCUGUUUACUACAAUAGGAAUAUACUUCAACUACGGCGCACUUAUAGUGGAGACCCUCAGUCGUUUUUACGAAGACGUAGACGACAUGGAGCUGAUGGUAGCCAUCUACGUGGAGCGUCUCGUCCCAGGCACAUUCGUAGGCCCUACUCUGCACUGCAUCAUGGUGCAUAACUUGCUGCUCUGGAGAAAGUCUGACAAGUUCUUCUUUGAACAUGGCGGCUUCCCAGCUGCUUUGACAAUCCCCCAACUAACAGAAAUUCGGAAGACAAGCAUAGCACGCGUGAUAUGCGACAAUGGAGUUAACGUCAAGAAAAUACAACCAGCUGCGUUUUUCAGACAAGGACCGUGGUAA
Messenger RNA from Trichoplusia ni (cabbage looper), 1109 nucleotides. RefSeq names its product peroxidase-like. The transcript has 7 exons. Gene Ontology annotation, molecular function: peroxidase activity; thiol oxidase activity; heme binding. The coding region runs from base 30 to 1109 and encodes 359 amino acids. The record is from RefSeq and is a predicted model, not a curated record. Gene Ontology annotation, biological process: response to oxidative stress. NCBI's taxonomy places the organism in Eukaryota, Metazoa, Arthropoda, Insecta, Lepidoptera, Noctuidae.